CGUCUCCAUGACAACCAGACAACCAGAAGUGAAAAGUUUGUUUAUCAUUAGAAAUCUCCUGGGAACCGUGUUUUCCUCUUCCCCGCAAGGUGAUUCGCCCAACAGAUGGAAAGUCCUCGUAUCGGAGUGGUGAGAGAGUCUAUGCUGCUUCGACCUCUCCUAAUUAAGCCUACUCUUGGAAAGACCAAGUCAAGAGGUUUGUCAUGUCCAGGACCUGACUUUGUUUAUGGAACAGCGACCACAGUCCAGGAUGGAGGAGUGCCAGAAGCCAUCUCCAGCUGGCAAACUCACACUAUGUCCACAAGAAACAGGACAGCUGAGAGGGAUUUUAUCGCCCUUAACCGUGAGGGUGUCAAGUCAGGAUUGGUUACUGCUAAAGAGCUGCACCACUACCGCGCCACCCACGAAAUCAGGCGCCAGCCACUGACCAGAGAGAGCUUUCGCAGGUCUGCUCCACCUCGCAUACCACCAGAUUGUUCAUUUGGUAUUUCUAACAGACCAUCUACCCCAAUCUCAGAGCUCAUGGAGUAUAAGUAUGCUCACAGAUGGCUGGAAGAGCAACAGGCAAAGGACAGGGUUCUACAGGCUCACCAGCUCAAGAAGGUUCAGCUUGGACGUAUACAGGAUACACGAACAACUGUCCUCCGCAAGAGUCGCCCCUUGCCUGAGGCCCCAUCCACGUGGAAACUGCCUCGUUUCCAGCAGGUGGGGCCAGCUUUGGACACCUUUCGAGAUCCUGAAGCCAAGAAAAGAGCUAUGGGUGCCCACUAUGCCGAGUCUGCAAGUAGAAGAGGGAUUCUGGGGCAAGGCACUUACACAGUGGAUUGACAGAGAUUGCAGUUUUUACCUGUACAUCUCAAUGCUUCUGUUGAUCAGGCUACUUUUAGAAGUAUUAUUCCCUUAAUAAAU
Messenger RNA from Xyrauchen texanus (razorback sucker), 909 nucleotides. Its product is annotated as cilia- and flagella-associated protein 77-like. The record is from RefSeq and is a predicted model, not a curated record. Lineage: Eukaryota; Metazoa; Chordata; Actinopteri; Cypriniformes; Catostomidae. Bases 106 to 828 code for a protein of 240 amino acids. The transcript has 8 exons.